Messenger RNA from Hansenula anomala, 1404 nucleotides. RefSeq lists its product as uncharacterized. Gene Ontology annotation, biological process: transmembrane transport; carbohydrate transport. The annotation marks the transcript as partial. Gene Ontology annotation, molecular function: carbohydrate:proton symporter activity. Lineage: Eukaryota; Fungi; Ascomycota; Saccharomycetes; Phaffomycetales; Wickerhamomycetaceae. The transcript has 3 exons. Gene Ontology annotation, cellular component: membrane. The record is from RefSeq and is a predicted model, not a curated record.
AUGGAUCAGAACGUUGUCAAUGAUGAGAAGAAACAUCGUGGACAUAGAACUUAUAAAUUCCCCGUGAUUUUGAUAAUCAUCUCCUUGGGUGGAUUGAUGCUUGGUGUGGAAACUUCGUCAAUGCCGGUAUUUGUUGGGUCUGCCUAUUUCCGCAAAUAUUUCAACAAUCCUGGUGCUGUUGCUCAAGGAAUUAUUGCAGCUUCAAAUCCUGCUGGUGCUUUUUUUGGAUGUUGGGCUUCUGGUUUCAUAUCUGACAGAUUUGGAAGAAUUGCUGCGCUUCAAACUGGUUCAACCAUAUGGAUUGGUGGUUCAAUUGUCUCGGUGCUUGCUCAAAAUAUACCAAUGGUUAUUACUGGAAGAGCUGUUAAAGGGUUUUCAGUGGGUAUAUUUUCAGCAUCCCUACCUGUUUAUGUCUCUGAGAUAUUCCCACAAAAUAAGAAAGGUCUUGGUACUUCUGUUAUGCAAUGGUCCUUAACUUGGGGCAUUAUGCUCAUGUUUUAUAUUUCAUAUUUUUGCAAUCUUUUAGGUGAUGAGCGAGCAUUUCGUAUAGCAUGGGGUAUUGAAAUAGCACCUGCUAUUUCUUUGUUAGUUGGUACAAUAUUUCUUCCAGAAUCACCAAAAUGGCUUGCUACAGGUUCAAGAUGGGAAGAAGCUGAUCAUAUACUUGAGAAGUUGGGAAUACAACCCGAGAAUAGAAUGGGAAAUCAAGUGGGUCUUAUUGACAUGUAUGACUCAACAGGCUCAAAGUGUACAUAUCUUGAUUUGUUUCGCAAGGAUUUAAGAAAGCAUCUUCUCGUGGGAAUAACAACUCAAUUAUUUACACAAUUGAGUGGUAUUGGGGUUCUCAUGUACUAUUUGGUUUACAUCUGCCAAAUGGUUGGGCUUUCUGGUGAAGUGAAAAUUUUAUCGGCUUCUAUUCAAUACGUUAUCAAUGUUUUAUUCACAAUUUUUCCUAUUCUUUGGUUAGACAAGAUGAGGCGUAAAGAUGUUCUUGUGUUUGGGGCAACUUUUUUGGGGACAUGUAUCUCAACUAUUGGAGCUAUAAUGGGCUGGUAUGGUCAUGGUGUUCCGCCAAUUGACGGUAAUGAAAGUAUCGUUUGGGAAGUCACUGGUACCCCUGGAUCUCUUUGUUUAGCCUUGUGUUUCCUCUUUGUUGCUGUGUUUGCCUCAACGCUAUCAUGUGCAGGGUGGUUAUAUACUAAUGAGAUUCUUCCAUUACGUGCUAAGGCUAAAGGCUCUGCUAUUUGCAUGAGUGUUUCAUGGACGGUGAAUUUUACAUUAACAUUUUUGACCCCACUUUCUAUGAAGCACAUUAAAUGGUUUACCUUUUUGAUUUUUGGUCUUUUCUGUAUUUCUGGUGCUUUUAUUAUGGGGUUUUUGUUUCCAGAAACUUAUGGAUUGUCA